AUGACAAUUAAUUAUUGUUACAGUGGCGUGGCGGUGCUGAGUCCGGCGGAGAGUGGCGGGUGCAGCAGCAGCGAUAUCACCGAGCCAGGCUCGCCACGUAGUCCCGAAUCGUCGGGCGAGGAGGGCGCGAACGCGCGUAUGCCUCCCUGGGCGAGCGAGCCGGCGCCGGGCCCGAGGCGCCUCGCGGCCCAACCAGCGCCACUGCGCCGCCCGAACCAUCCUAGCCACCGCCGCAUCACCGAAUACUUUAACCACAAAAUGAAGCCCCAUAAUGGCCUCAAACGCGAUGUGGUCUUAUCCAACGAUGACAAGAAGAAGUGCUUACCGAAAAACGGGGUCACUCACGAUCUCGAAAAGUACAUCUCCUACUUAUCCCAAACCCUUAGCCCCAAAGUAUUAUUAGAUGUUGGAAAACAAGCUGAUAUACGGAAGCCAAUCAGUCAACCUGCCAAUAGUACUGUAGACACCACUAGUAAGGACAUAGAUCUCAGUAGAACAGCCGGUCAAGCAAGAGGUGUACUUGAUUACUGUAUACCUAAAGAUAAUAAAGAGAGGAUGCACACAACAAUGAAUGGCUUUGUUGACAUUCGACAGGCAAAAGAAUCAAAGAACAAAGACAUAGUUACAACGGGGCUUCAUAAUGGCAUGGUUGAUAGCAAGAAACCCAGCUUCGAAAUGAAGUCAUCUAAGGAUCCAUCUGCCAAUGGAAUUUUGAAUGCAAGUAAACAGAAGUCAUGUGCUGUUAAACGUAAAAUUUCUAUUCCGGCCGCUAAUGACUUGUUAGGAAUUAGAAUAGCACCGGCCACAUCUGAUUGCCAGUAUCCAAAAAAGAUUACUGCCUCAAAAGCUGACAAUGCAAAGAUGAAUGGAGUGGUGAGCUCGACCACUAAAUUAGACAAUGUAAUGAACGGGGUCACGCGUGGUUCGAACAAUUUAAACUUAAACGUCACGCCUAAACUCACAACGUCGAAGAAAGAGCCGAUAAAGAAGAUCGCAUCCUCGCAAAAAAGAACUAAUCGAAAAUCUUCAGCAUGUAUUGCGAACAGUAAGAAUUUAACAUGGUCCAAAGCGAACAAUUUGAAGCAAGUACAGCUCCAAAAACAAAAUUGUUCCAAUUCAGUACAAAGCGCUCCGGUGAAAAGCAUUCCAAGCGAAGCGAACGCUGCACCAAAGAUGAAUAUUCCAAAUGGCGUUCGACAAGUUUCUAUGGCAGUAAAUAACAGCUUAGGCAAUUUGAACGUACCUGUUACCAAUUUUCAAAAUUGUCAUCCAAUUAAUCUUCAACACCCGCAAUCAUGCAACGGCACGGUGACAUCCACAAACUUGGCAUCCUUUGUGGCAGUGCCUCAUAAUGUUAUGCUUACUACGCUAAGGAUACCACCGAACGGUAUACCUGCUCAGACAUUAAAUCAACAAAACGGUAUGACUUCCUUCAAUCGACCAAACGUCAACAUGUCAUCGAGUCCGACAAAACUUAACGGCCAGUUUGUAUUUCCCUUUGUACAGAAUAUAAACGGCACUGUCGUUCAAAUACCUAACCUCAUGGCUAAAAUGUCGAACUUCGUAUUGCCUCAAACUGCACAGCUGACGGCUCAAAGGCAAGAUCAUAUGCCUAAUCAACAGGGGGCUCAGAUUCUUAUUAAUGGAACACUUUUAAAAUUAACCAAUACUAUGACGUCUCCAUAUCCUAAUGUUAACAAAGCGUCCUCAGUUACAAGUCAGUCAAUGCCAGGUAUGAAUAAAAAUGUAUCAGGACUGCAAGCUGUUGGAAUGACAGUUCAGCCGAAAACAAAUUACACAGUUAAUUUAAGCCAUCCCGUAUUAGUGCCACAACCCGGAUUCAUUGUUACGUCAGUCCCAAAUCUUAACGUUAAGGAAACUUGGAGCUGUUCAAGUACAAAUCCAGCAUCGUCUUCUCAAACGACAUGUUUGAAUCCCCUUGUUCAUCAUCCGCCGCCAUUGGUGCCUAAUUUCACAACGCAAGCUCUGCACUCGAGUAGUAUACCAAUUCCUCCAGUGAAACCACCCGACAAUCCGAUCCAAGGAACAGACCCACCUAGCAGUACAGUAAAAGAGCCCGAAUUUAUUGAAGGUAAUAAUCAAAAAUGUGAUAUUCCCUGGCUGUCAAAAACUGUAAAUAAUAAUUUUGUUUCAUUGGAUUCGAACAAAUUAACUUCGAGGCCUUUUGCUCAAGUGAGUAGUUUGUCUGAGAAAUUAGAGGAAUUGGCACAAAACAAAAUUUGCGGAAUGAGUGGAGAAAAUAAACUUAUCGAGGAAGAAGCAUCUAAGUCAAGAAAAUUAAUGACGUUAGAAGAAAAAAGAAAGGUAGACGAAGUAGCGAGAAGAGAAGAGACAAUAUUUACACAAAUAACAGUUCUGAAGGAUGUUACGUCAAACGUAGAAAGCUCUGUUAUAGAAGCCAACUUCUGCAGUGCAACAACGGAGUCGUCAGAAUCAGGAAUAGGCACCGACAAGUCGAUAGACUCGCCUAGUGACUCGCAAACGAGUAAGGAAUGUGACGACGAUUCAUCUUUAUCGUUAAGUAUUAGUGUUUGUUCAUUGGAUGUGCAGACUAGUCAGAAAAGUCCGAUUUUAAAGCAGCCGAAAACGUUACGAUUUCCGCCCAAGAGUAAUAUUAAACCGCAGAACGGAAAACGGACUUCUAGCACAGAUACUACAGUCACCGUCUGCCUGUGGCAGAAUUGCAAGAGGGAAUUCGAAAGUGAUACUGAUCUUUUAGAACAUUUACAGUCGGUCCACGUUGAAUCGCAAGCGGGACAAGAAAACUACGUAUGCCAAUGGGAGCAGUGCAAAGUACGCGGCAAACCGUCGUGCUCCAGGCUAUGGUUGGAGCGGCACGCACUCUCCCACGGCGGCAACAAACCCUUCAAAUGCAUCGUCGAUGGCUGCGAUCGGAGAUUUUCCACACAGACUCUGCUGGAGAGGCACGUCAAUAACCAUUUCAACGAGGCGUCUCCCAACAGCAGCGGAAGCAAGAAAACGGCUGACAGCUCAGCAAAACUCAUAAGACGGAAUGGCAAGAAGUUGCGGUAUAGGCGACAACCAUGGUCGGCGCGCAUGUUCGACUUCUUCGACACGGGCAUCAUGGAGGGUCUCGCUUGGCGGCUGUCGCGCAGCACUCGCUGGCGGCUGGGCGGCGCGUGUCCGCUGCGCGAGCCGCCGGGCCGCCACACGCUCACGCUGCACGCGUCGCUCGCCGCCACGCGCUACAACGCGGCCGCCGCCCGCACCGAGGCGCUGCUCACCUACUACCCGCCGCAUGUGAUCGAAGACGAAUGGGUCCCGGAGAAGGAAGUAAAGAUGGUGAAACGGGUGGAGAUUGGCCAGUUGCCCGUCCACACGAAGGUGUUGCUGUACGAGCAGUUCUGCAACUCGUACCGCAAGAGCCCGUCGCCCCCGCCGGCCCCCGCCGCCCCCGCGCCCCCCGCUGCCCCCGCCGCCCCCGCUGCGCCCACGAGCCCGCAGCGCCGGCUGCCCACACGACAAUGCACCUCCUCGCGCCUGCUCAACAACCUCCUGGCGAAGCAGAAGAAGAUGGAAACGCAAAACGACUGCAGCGCCACUAACGUCCCCAUGCUCUUCAAGGACGACGACAAGGAUAGAGUGGAAGUCAGCGGAGCGAAGAAGAGGAAGUUAGGAAGAAGAUACGGCGGAAACUCUUUCUGGCCGUGCGGACGAUAA
Parnassius mnemosyne (clouded apollo) is the source of this 3702-nucleotide messenger RNA. The record is from the annotation of a GenBank genome assembly. NCBI's taxonomy places the organism in Eukaryota, Metazoa, Arthropoda, Insecta, Lepidoptera, Papilionidae.